Messenger RNA from Brassica rapa (field mustard), 1050 nucleotides. Its product is annotated as ras-related protein RABC2a-like. The record is from RefSeq and is a predicted model, not a curated record. NCBI's taxonomy places the organism in Eukaryota, Viridiplantae, Streptophyta, Magnoliopsida, Brassicales, Brassicaceae. Gene Ontology annotation, molecular function: GTP binding; GTPase activity.
UUCAUAGACAGGGCAAUAAAGUUCAUAUUUUUCUACUUAUAAAACAGAGACAUAGACGUAAUCAUCAUUAGCACUACAGACAGCUAAAUAGAUUCAUAUUUAAUAUUUUUUAUCAAAAGGAAUCGCUUUUUUAAUUGUUGAUUAAGUAGCAUUUCAUUUGAUCUCUCGUGGGUUUCUAUCUGAGCGAGAGAGAGAGAGAGAUCAAGCAAAGUUGUUGUUUUGUAAGAGAAUGGGAUCGUCUUCAGGGCAAAGUGGAUAUGAUCUGUCGUUUAAGAUAUUGUUGAUUGGAGAUUCUGGUGUUGGCAAAAGCAGUUUGCUUGUCAGCUUCAUCUCCAACGCUGUUGAAGAUCUUGCUCCUACCAUCGGUGUUGAUUUCAAGAUCAAACAGUUGACAGUAGGAGACAAAAGACUCAAACUCACAAUCUGGGACACAGCUGGACAGGAACGGUUUAGAACACUGACGAGCUCUUACUACAGAGGCGCCCAAGGAAUCAUUCUCGUUUAUGAUGUGACGAGAAGAGAGACAUUUACAAACUUAGUAGAUGUGUGGAGUAAGGAGAUUGAGCUUUAUUCCACUAACCAAGAUUGUGUUACGAUGCUUGUUGGUAACAAAGUCGAUAGAGAAUCUGAGAGAGGAGUUAGCAGAGAAGAAGGGAUUGCGCUAGCGAAAGAACUCAAGUGCAUGUUUCUUGAGUGUAGUGCUAGAACUCGACAAAACGUGGAGCAGUGUUUCGAAGAGCUGGCUUUGAAGAUAAUGGAGGUACCUAGUCUUUUGGAAGAAGGAUCAAGUGCUGUGAAGAGAAACAUCUUGAAGCAAAACUCAUCAGAACACCAGACUACUCCUCAAGCAGGCUGUUGCAGCUCUUGAGGCGAAUCUGAUUCUUUUCUCUGAGGUUGCCUCGUUUGUGUGUAACAUAAUGUUAGUUUUUCUGUAAAUUUGUGGGAUUUCUACUGCUCUUCUUUUGCUUCUGAAAUGAGAUUUGUAAUAACAUCAUAAUAGAGUGAAUCAUCAACCCUAUCCAGUCUUUCUUCAAAUCUAUGUUUAUGGUG